Messenger RNA from Neltuma alba, 1560 nucleotides. RefSeq names its product probable arabinosyltransferase ARAD1. Lineage: Eukaryota; Viridiplantae; Streptophyta; Magnoliopsida; Fabales; Fabaceae. The record is from RefSeq and is a predicted model, not a curated record. Gene Ontology annotation, molecular function: glycosyltransferase activity. The transcript has 4 exons. The annotation marks the transcript as partial.
AAGCCAAAAAGCACCAUAACGUCUCUUCCGAAGUCUUCCACUUAUUUGUCGAAGUUCAGGGAUCUCCUUCUUCUCUCGAGAUUCUUGGUCCUCAUCUUCGUGUUCAUCUCUCUCUCUCUCUCUCUUUCAGUUUUCAAACUUCUUUGUGAUCCUUUCCUCUUCAGAGUUGCAUUUUUCUUGGAGGCAUUCUUGACCAGUGACAUCUGCAAAUCUUUGCGAAAUACUUCAAUCUAUUCAUAUCGGAGCGAUUUAGUCACCUGGUUGACGCUGGCCUAGUUGAUACCAUUUCUCAGAAUUUUGAAUUCUUUCGCUGUUGAGUCAGAAGCUGCCGUUCAUUUACCUAAAUCGGAUCGCUUUCUACAAACACAGCAAUGGUCAAAAACGGGGAAGAGCUAAGUUUUACGAAGGUUUCCAUCACUGAGACCUAACUCGCUUUGAGUUCAUUGCAAAUAGCAAUUGCAGGAAGACACAGACAUAUGAGCUUUUCCACAUCAGAAUGUUGGAAUUUGAUAUGCAGAGUUAAUAAUUAUUUAAUAUUAAAUUUUAGGGUCACACUUUAUUAAUGUCUUUGGAAGAUUCACCUCCAAAUUUGCGUGAGUCAUGGAUGGUUUAUUUCAUGUGUAGAGGAUUAAGAAGGGAAUUUUUUAUCCACCAUAACAUUUCAUCAGGCAGGGAAAAAACAUGUUUGGCAAAGUGGUUCUUUCUUCCAUUUUCGUGCUCCUACUCAUCGCCUCAUAUACAGUUUUCAAAGGUGACUUCAAUAUUCGAUCUCAUUUCGCCAUGUCAUUAAAUUCUUCGUCUCCGGAGGUUGUAUAUGCACCUCCGCCUCUCCUGAUCUACAUGUACGAUCUUCCUCGUCGAUUCAAUGUCGGGAUGCUUGACAGGAAUAAUUCGGCGAAAACUCCGGUUACGGCCCAAGAUUGGCCGCCGUAUCCGGUGAAUUCUGGGCUAAGGAAGCAACACAGCGUAGAGUACUGGAUGAUGGGUUCGCUUAUCUAUGAUGGAGACAAAGACCAAACCGAAGCAAUAAGGGUUUCGGAUCCUGAACUUGCCGAUGCCUUCUUUGUACCAUUCUUUUCUUCAUUAAGUAAUAAUUUACAUGGGCAUCAAAUGAGUGGUCCAGCUACGGAGGCUGAUCAUAAAUUGCAGAGUGAUGUAGUUGAAUUCUUGAGAAAAUCUGAAUAUUGGCAAAGGUCAGGAGGUAGAGAUCACAUUAUUCCUAUGACACACCCAAAUGCAUUUAAGUUCCAGAGGAAUCAGGUUAAUGCGUCCAUUCAGGUCGUUGUCGAUUUUGGUCGCUUCCCCAAGCGUGUUUCUAAUUUGAGGAAGGACGUGGUGACCCCAUAUGUACAUGUUGUGGAUACUUUCACUGAUGAUGAUGAGUCAAAAGAUCCAUAUCAGUCUCGCUCUACUCUGCUUUUCUUUCGAGGCGGAACAAAACGAAGGAUGAAGGCUACUAAGGACAUGCGUUCAUCAAAGUUCUGUUUGGAUCCUGCAGGGGACACGCCAUCGUCUUGUCGUCUGUUUGAUGCAAUCGUGAGUCAUUGUGUUCCUGUGAUA